Abrus precatorius (Indian licorice) is the source of this 990-nucleotide messenger RNA. RefSeq lists its product as uncharacterized. The transcript is spliced from 3 exons. Bases 238 to 990 code for a protein of 250 amino acids. Gene Ontology annotation, molecular function: metal ion binding. NCBI's taxonomy places the organism in Eukaryota, Viridiplantae, Streptophyta, Magnoliopsida, Fabales, Fabaceae. The record is from RefSeq and is a predicted model, not a curated record.
AUAACAAAUGCUCACAGAGAAUGUCUGAAUUCUUUCUGAAUCAAACAAUAUCUCUCUUCCCCCGCCAAAAAAACAAAGAAGAAGAUUCCUUUCAUUUCCCACAUCUCUUGCCUUUUACAUAUUCCUUGCCCGUGUAGGGCAUGUAUUGAUAGAUUCCAUUUACAUAUUCUACAUCCAUAAACAACUUCAAAACAAAAGCAUAUCUUUGUUUCUCUGAUUUUACAGCUCCAUGCCUCCAUGUCUCGAGAGUCACAGACACCUCGAGUCACACAGAUACAGGUACGAGUGGACUGUAAUGGGUGCGUGCAGAAGAUCAGGAAAGCAUUAAAUGGCAUUCAUGGUAUACAUGAUCUUCGUGUGGACUUCCGUCGACAAAAGCUAACAAUUAUUGGGUGGGCAGAUCCUGAAACAGUUAUCAGAGCAAUUAAGAAGACAAAGAAGAAUGCCACCAUUUGCUCUAAUAUUGAACUAACUACUCCAUCUAAACCCACAGAAACAGAAGCAAAAGGAAAUAUACCAGCCCCUGAUGCAACACAACCACCGCCAGCACAAGCUCCACCAUCUCCAGCAACGCCCCUAUCGAAACCACCAACUGAAGCAACAGCACCCACACCUACACAGCACAGUGCAACCCGACAGUGGCAGCACUACCCAGGAACAAAAGAUUUAGAACAGGUUCAUAUGACACACCAUCAUCUGCCUAACUACGUUAACAGAUUCAGUUCUGGCCACAACCAUGUUGAGCACUGGGACAGAUACCAUCUUAGCCCGGUAUUUCUACAGGGGCCAUCCCAAUCCAUGUAUGUGACACACAGCUAUAAUACACACAUGCCAGCACCUUAUGUCACUGAGUACGAAUACGUCAGAUCACCGUCGCGGCACACACAUUACAAUUGUACAGAACACUACGGUAUAGACAACCAAAACGGUAAUGUAAACAUCGCUUCCAUGUUCAGCGAUGACAAUCCAAAUGCAUGUAACAUAGUCUAG